UAGGUACCCGGGUAGGUAGGCAGGUACUUUUUUACCCCAAACUUGCGGGCAGGCACAGCUUGGGAGCAGGGGCACUUUCAAGGGUGUCGCGAUCCAAGCGCGGCGCAAUCGCGAUUUCAGACCUGCAACAUCACAUCACACAUCUUUACCUGCUGCCUCUGACAAUGCAAACCCGUCACCGCCCAAAGUCUUAGCAACACCCCAAUAAUGCAACUUAUCAAGCCUUCCUGGCUUAGCCACAGUGGCGAACAGAAGGACUUCGAAGUUUACAGCUGCCAUGUCUCCCCGGACGGGUCGAGGCUCGCAACGGCUGGCGGUGAUGGCCACGUCCGAGUUUGGUCCACCGAGUCGAUAUACCAGUCCGACGACCCCUCUUACUCGAAGCCGCGCCAGCUCUGCCACAUGAGCCACCACCUGGGCACAAUCCACUCCGUUCGAUUCUCCCCCAACGGCCGUUAUCUUGCUUCUGGCGCCGACGACAAGAUCAUCUGCAUAUACCACCUCGAUACCAGUCCUCCAUCACAUGCGGCCACGUUUGGCACCAAUGAGCCCCCGCCGGUCGAGAACUGGAAGACAUAUAAGCGCCUCGUGGGCCAUGACAACGACGUGCAGGACCUCGCCUGGUCCCAUGACAACUCCCUGCUGGUCUCGGUAGGCCUGGACUCCAAGGUGGUUAUCUGGUCAGGGCACACAUUCGAGAAGCUCAAGACCCUGGCCGUACACCAGAGCCAUGUCAAGGGCAUUACCUUCGACCCGGCCAACAAGUAUUUCGCCACGGCGAGCGACGAUCGAACAAUUAAGAUCUUCCGAUUCACCUCCCCGGGCCCAAACGCGACUCACCACGACAUGAUUAACAACUUUGUCCUGGAGACGACAAUAUCAUCGCCUUUCAAGAGCUCUCCGUUGACGACGUACUUCAGGAGGUGCUCUUGGUCGCCGGACGGCAACCACAUUGCUGCAGCCAACGCUGUGAAUGGACCUGUUAGCUCGGUAGCUAUUAUUGAGCGAACGCGAUGGGACAGUGAGAUAAAUUUGAUCGGACACGAGGGCCCGACCGAGGUCUGCAUGUUCUCGCCGCGUUUGUUUUACACCCAACCCCCGGCCGCGGAUGGUUCUUCGAACGGCCAGGGGGCCGGCAACUUGGUGACGGUAAUCGCUUCGGCCGGGCAAGAUCGGACACUCAGCAUAUGGAACACGAACACGUCCCGGCCACUGGUUAUCAUGCAGGACCUGGCCUCCAAGUCGAUAUCUGAUCUGUCCUGGUCGCCCGAUGGCCAAAGUCUAUUCGCGUGUAGUUUGGACGGCAGCAUUGUGUCGGUUAAGUUCGACACGGGCGAGCUUGGCUGGGUUGCAACUGCAGAGGAGAAUGACAAGGCCCUCCAAAAGUACGGAGGUGGCAGGAAGGCAAUGGGCAUUGCAGAAGAUGUGGACGGCCUGGCCCUUGAAAACCACAGCAAAGCCGGCGAGCUACGAGGUGCAGAAUCGAGAAUGGGCGCUCUGAUGGGCGACUUCCAGCCUGCCAACAAAGAGCCGCCGCCUGCGCCUAAUGGAGUGUCCACGAACGGCAAUUCUGACCCCGCAGACAAGGAGAAGGAAAAGGACAAACUAGCAGAGGCCGACAAGACUGCAGAGCGGAUCAAGGAGCUCAAGUCACGCGUCACUAUCACGAAGGACGGCAAGAAGCGAGUUGCGCCACUACUGAUAUCCUCUUCAGGCACUGGCACCUCUUCAUUACCACAAACACAGCUGAUCGGGUCAAAGACGGUGGCAGCGCGGGAUGACGCCCCGCAGACCAUCAUGGACAUUACGAAACCAUUAGAUGGCUUACCACCAGGCGGAAUCGCGGCAAUGCUUCUGGGUAACAAACGGAAAGUUGUCGCAGUCGAAGGAGAGGAAGAUUACGAGCACGCGCCGAAACGAAUAGCAGGGCCAACGCCUAUCAUGGCCAACGGCAUCGACGGUGUAGAACCCGCAACACUGCAACCGCCACAACACGGCGCUGUACCGGCGCCCGAGUUUCUGCGGCCCGCGUUGAUGAGCCCAUCACUUUCAGUUUCUCAAGUAAGGCUCGGCAUUCCAAAAGUACGUUCACAGAUACUUCGGUCACUGGAGAAGGGGGUGCUGCAAGCCGAGACCAGCCUGGAAGAAGCUGCCAAAGUCCCCGAGAAUAUAAUAUUCGAGGCCAAGAAUUCGGCACAGCCUAGAGAUCCCUCGCAUGUCACUGCUUCCAAGAGGGGUGCCGUGUUGUGGCAGGACUUCCUGCCACAAGCGGUUCUGCUUGUAACUGGGACCAAGUACUUUUGGGCAGUGGCCUGCGAAGAUGGAACAGUGUAUGCAUGGACGCCGGCAGGUCGCCGCUUCAUCAGCGCGAUGGUUCUCGAGUCACAGCCUGUCAUCCUGGAGAGUCGGGGACACUGGCUGCUGUGCAUCACAGCGUGCGGUCUGGCGAAUGUGUGGAACGUCAGGGACAUGAAGGCGGCGCACCCGCCUGUUUCGCUUGGUCCCAUCCUCGGCCUUGCCGUCACCUCACUAAAUCAGCACUCUGCGACACCGGGGCCGGGAGUUACUUCUGCACACCUCAACUCAACGGGUCAUAUAGUCGUGACAUUGACCAACGGCGACGGUUUCUACUACGCCCGAGAGAUGUACACGUGGCAACGCCUUUCGGAGUCCUGGUUCGCAGUGGGCUCUCAAUACUGGAACAGCAACGACAGCUCCGUCAGCGCCCUGCAGUCGACUGCGGUCGGCCCGGUGUCCAAGCCAAAAGAGAAGAAGGACGAGGGCGUCAGCGUGUCGGCCGGAAUAAUACCAUUCCUGGAGCGACAUACAACCACGGAGUUCUUGCUCAAAGGCCGCGCGUACACGCUGCAGCGGCUCAUCAAGACCCUGCUGUCGAAGGAAGGGUUUGAGGGCUUCGAGAGCAGCGUCAGCAUCGCUCACCUCGAGAGCCGCAUCGCGGGUGCCCUGCAGAUCGGCGCAAGGGACGAGUUCAGGCUGUACCUGUUCAUGUACGCCAAGCGGAUUGGGGCGGAGGCGCUCAGGGGCAAGGUGGAGGAGCUGUUGAACGGGCUGAUGGGCGGGAUCCUGAAGGAGAAGGAGGAUAACGACCAGGCAGAGGGCUUUGGCUGGUUCUCCAAUGGUGACGAGAUCUGUGGGUGGGACCGCAAGGAGCUGCUAAAGGGGGUCGUCAUGAUUCUGGGUAAAUUCCGGGAGUUGCAGCGGCUCACUGUGCAGUACGCGCGUGUUCUCGAGCUCACCUUGGAGCAAGACGAGGAUGACGACGCCAUGGCUAUGGAGACAUGAUAACUCGAGCUGUGUCCUUUUCCUCCGCUUGUGUCCCCGUUUAUGGCUAGCACCUACCGUGAGGGUGUGGUCUGUCCACGGGGCGGGUGCUGGGCGAUGUGUUGUUCUGGCGUUCUCGGGGAGGCGUGGUGGUCAUCAUCAUGAAGCUCAAAAAUAGGACUUUCCGGCCCCGUCUUCGCGGGGCUUGGCAGGGCUUGGUGUGUCUGAAUAUUUGUGAAAUCAUUGGCACAGCAUCGAGAACUGAUAACGGGGGGGGGGGUCGUGUAUGUUUGUACGUGUUUUUAAUGCUGUCGCCGCCCAGGCUGAAAAGGGAUGCCCUCUCAUGUUUUGGUUAAGCCGUUGGUGUAAGUAGGUAGCUUCGAGGGGCAAUGAUUCAUUCCAAGUGUUGGAGA
Molecule: messenger RNA, 3695 nt
Organism: Diaporthe batatas
Lineage: Eukaryota; Fungi; Ascomycota; Sordariomycetes; Diaporthales; Diaporthaceae
Exons: 5
Coding region: 208-3303 (1031 amino acids)
Biological process (GO): DNA-templated transcription; chromatin remodeling; regulation of DNA-templated transcription
Cellular component (GO): HIR complex; nucleus
Molecular function (GO): nucleosome binding; protein binding
Source: RefSeq, a predicted model, not a curated record